This is a messenger RNA of Nymphalis io (European peacock), 2726 nucleotides long. RefSeq names its product orexin/Hypocretin receptor type 1-like (gene NGR-A5). The record is from RefSeq and is a predicted model, not a curated record. Gene Ontology annotation, cellular component: membrane. Gene Ontology annotation, molecular function: orexin receptor activity. Gene Ontology annotation, biological process: G protein-coupled receptor signaling pathway; feeding behavior. NCBI's taxonomy places the organism in Eukaryota, Metazoa, Arthropoda, Insecta, Lepidoptera, Nymphalidae.
AGUGCAUGCCUGACAUCGUACAACGUUCGCUUACAUUUUCGAACGUCGGAAAAGUUUUAAGCUUAAAAAAAACUAUAAAAGUAAUGUAGUGGUUUAUUUUUUAGUGCAAGAUCUAAAUAUGUAAAACCUAUUUUUACUGUGAAAGUUGACGAAAAAGUUUUUAUUGUGCGUUAAAUGAAAAUUAAUUUUGUUAAUUUUGUAUUAGAGAAAUUUUCUGAUCUCUUGCCAGCUACUGGAAACGAAAAUUUACUUGCAAGAAAUAACACGCAAUAAAGAGAGAAGCAAUUUAUAUGUUGAUGUGAAAACAUUACGAUGCAUGACGUCACGUAUUAAGAUGGUGUGAAUACUACAGAAGAUUGGACAUAAACAGCGUAAAGAUUUGAGAAUGAAUAAUUGAUAAAAUAACAUCAAAAUGACAAUCAAAAUGUCAAUAUUAACAUUCACGAUUAUUUUUAUUUGUAAUAUAUGUCUAAGUGCUCAGAGUAGUGCAGUAGUAAGCAAAAGAUUUAAAAACGAAACAUUGUUUAAUGAUAUAGAUAGCGUUAUGAAUACAAAAUAUAUUGAAGAUAGUAGCCAUGACGAAAAUUUGGACAAUUAUGCUUACACGAAUAUUAAAAGAAAUUAUAUGAGGCAUAAAAGAAAUGUUAAUGCAAGUACAGAGGAAACUAUGAAUAAUAACAAAAGUGAAAAUAUAACCCAAUCGAUUAAUAAAGGAAGUUCAAAAUUAGAUUUGAACGAUAAAGACAAGAUGGUUGCUAAUAGAUCUGAUACAAAUGAAGAUAUAACAACUACCGAAUACUUUGAAGCAAACUUCACGGAAGAACCUUGUGUUGGUGAUCCUGAAUUUUGUAAUAUGUCAAGAGAAGCGUAUUUGGAAAUGUUAAACGAUUAUAUUUAUCCACAACCAUCAGAAUGGGUUCUCAUAGCAACGCAUGCAAUUGUCUUCGUGAUAGGAUUGAUUGGGAAUGCGUUGGUUUGCAUAGCAGUUUACAGGAAUCAUUCUAUGAGAACUGUUACCAACUAUUUUAUAGUUAACCUGGCGGUAGCUGAUUUUAUGGUUAUCUUGAUAUGUUUGCCUCCAACCGUGGUGUACGUUACAAAGACGUGGUUCUUCGGAACAGCAAUGUGCAGGAUUGUACUAUAUUUUCAGUCUGUAUCAGUGACGGUAUCAGUGCUGACUCUGACGUUCAUCUCAGUGGACCGGUGGUACGCCAUCUGCUUUCCUCUCAAGUUUAAAUCCACCACAAGCCGUGCGAAGACCGCUAUACUUAUCAUCUGGGUGCUGUCUUUACUCUUCAAUGUUCCUGAAUUCGUUGUCCUCCAAGUACAGAAGAAUAUGGAGUUACGCUUCGACGCACAGUACUUCAUGCAGUGUACGCCUACGUGGUCAGACGAAAGUGAUCUUAAUUGGCAUAUCAUAAAGGCGCUUUUCCUUUACACGUUCCCACUUCUUCUGAUGAUGAUAGCGUACUGCCAGAUCGUGAGAGUUCUGUGGAGAUCGGACAACAUUCCUGGUCACACUGAAUCUCAUAAGCUGUGCCCAGCUAGCGGACAAAACAAUUGGUUGGCAGCCAACAGACGAACCACUCCAUCGAUCCACGCCAACGCCUCCACCGAGGGGCAGCUCCGCUCCCGACGUAAGGCCGCCAAGAUGCUUGUGGCUGUGGUGAUCAUGUUCGCAGUCUGUUAUUUCCCAGUUCACCUGCUUUCUGUUCUGAGGGUCGCCUAUGAAGUCCAGCAGUCUGAAGUAAUGACCUGCAUAGCUUUGAUCUCUCACGUGAUGUGCUACGCGAACUCUGCCGUAAACCCCCUUAUCUACAACUUCAUGAGUGGAAAAUUCCGACGAGAAUUCCACAGAUCAUACUUCAAGUGUUUCUGCUGUUGCCACACAUCACCAGCACCAGAACAGAACGGUACGUCCUUCGCACCGAUAGGUAGCUCACGAGCUGGAACAACCAGGACUGUUGUCAGACGGAACGACUCUUGCGUCAGUUACAGAUUGACCCACCUCUCUCCCUCUAACCACAACAGCAUAAAUCGGGACAUCGGAAGGAAUACGAACACGUCAUUCAUAGAACACUUGAAUGGAAAUCGGAGACUUAAAGCUCGUGAUGACUCUAUAAGCGAAUCCGCUCGGUUCACCCUGACCACAGAUAUCAGGGAUUGACAUAUAGGCAGAGAUCUUUUCGUUUACACAGAUAGGAACCGCGACAUCGGCUACAUAGCCAGAAGCACAAACAGCAUUGAUUGUAAACCUUAUUACGACUGUUUCAAAGGUCAAGAGCCGAGUGGAUGCAACGCCAAGGUUUCCGAGAAAAUUGAAAUCGAAAGACACAGUGACACAUACGCUGAUUACCGUGAAUGUGAUAACGAAUUAAGAGAACUUUACACUGUUGACGAAACGAAAAACGGGUUCAAAUUUAAAUUUAAUCGUAGCUUAAAUAGUCAGAUUCCAAAUAAGAGGAAAGUUAAUAUGGUAUUUUAAAAUGUAUCGAGUUUUUGUAUGACAAGUUUGAGCGGUGUAAAUACUUCAAAUUUAAAAAUUUAAUCAGCAUUUUAUUGCAUAUCGUAAUAUGUCAUAAGAUAAUAGUAAUCUUGUUUAGAUUGAAGCGCUUUUAAAAAUAAUGUUCUUCAUGACGUCAUGAAACAUUAAAUCUUUAUACAUAAAUGUAGGUGAACGUUAGUAUUUUGAAUUCGUGAGCCAUACAAUAUGUAUAAUAAAUUAA